AUGACAGACUACAGCUCGCUACUGGACAUCAGCCGGUACCCCUCGGUCGCGCUGAUUGAUGUGGAACCUGGCAUGGCCAAGGCGGACAACGUGGGAACCACCUUCAACUUGACGGACCACCAUCUGCUCCCCUUUGCAUUCAAGGAGCCGCGGGGAAGCCGGAUAGAAGGUGGGCAAGACAGCACAGCACCUCAGACGAUUACCACGGGGACGCGGGACAGCCUGAGCGAGGGGGAUAAGGUAGCCAACAACAAGAGCCCCAGGAGCACUCUGGAGGGCCCCAUGCUGUCCACCAGCACCCUGAUCAGCGCGCAGCAGCUGGCCGAGGCGCGCGGGAUGCGGGGUUCCAACGACUGGCGUAGGGACUACCAGGCGGACGACCUGGACGACGAGGAUGACGAGGGAGACUUUGAGGACGACGAUACGUUCUCGGGAGCUCACCGGGACCACGAGAGCGCGUCUGCUGCAGAGGAGAGCAAUCUGCGUCGCUCUGCUCGCAACCACGGCACUGACAGCCGCAGGUCCAACGAGAAGCGCAAGGUGGGCCGCCCCAUCAUCUACUGCGGGGACCCGGACUCGCCCGACCUGACGCCGCAGGAGCGCCGCCGCAUCCGCCGCCGCAUUGCCAACCGCGAGUCGGCCCGCCGCGUGCGCGCCAAGCGCCAGGACCUCUUGGAGGACAUGUCGAUCAAGGCGAGCCCCCCUUAUCUUCUAAAUCCUCGUGCCACUUCAUGUCUCCUGUUCCCCUUCCAUUCCACAGGUGUCCGCUCCUUUGACAAGGUGAGAGAACUUGAGGAGCAGAAUGCGGCGCUGAUGCAGCGAGCUUUGUCGGUGGAGGGCAAGCAUGCCAACAUGCUGGAUCAGGUGUCGCAGAUCAGCCACUGCCUGCAGGCGAAGACUGCCGAGAAUGAGCGGCUCAUGUCCGAGCUGGACCAAAUGCGGCAGAACCUCUCGGUCGGCAGCAGCAGCUCGAUGGACUUGGACAUGCUGAGGGAGGCAUGCGGCAACUACAGCUUCCGGCUGACUGCCGUCGAGUCCGGCCCGCAGCAGCCGCCGCAGCAGCCGCAGCCGGUGCUGCCGCAGACCAUCAGCAGCGGCUUCGCCGGGUCCGCCUUUGGCGCCGCUGCCGGACUGCCGCUCGACCCUCUGCCCGCUGCUGUGCCUCGGCCUGUGGUGAACAGCGGCGCCACUCUGCCGCCAUCUGAGGACAUUCUGGCGCCACCGCUGCCGCACCCGGCGCGUAUGCUGUCCAAGGAGCUGUCACUGGGCCAAGUGGCUGCCCUGUCCAUGGACCGCAGCCUCAGCGAAUUCCUGAAGGGGGUCACCUGCUUCUGA
Molecule: messenger RNA, 1335 nt
Organism: Coccomyxa subellipsoidea C-169
Lineage: Eukaryota; Viridiplantae; Chlorophyta; Trebouxiophyceae; Coccomyxaceae
Exons: 6
Coding region: 1-1335 (444 amino acids)
Biological process (GO): regulation of DNA-templated transcription
Molecular function (GO): DNA-binding transcription factor activity
Source: RefSeq, a predicted model, not a curated record